AUGGGUGGAAUGGGCUCCAGCACAAAUAUGUCGUCUAUGAUGAUGGCGAUGAUGGUGCCAUAUCUGCACUUUGGCCCAGGAGAUCAUUUGAUUUUCGAAGCCAUUAAACCGUCGACUGGGGGUGCCGUUGCUGGCGCUGGCAUAGUCCUUAUAGUAUUCGCCAUUUUGGAGCGUCUGGUUGCUGCUUCUAGACGCGCUCAAGAGGUUUACUGGAUGCGCAAGGCAUCGGCUUUGAAGUCGUUAGCUGCUUCUCAGGCCGGAAUAGCUGGUCUAGCAGAGAAGCGCUUUGACUCUCCUGUUGAAGGUUGCGACGAUAGGGAGCUUAGGAUCAUCGCGCCGUUCAAUUUGAAGCACGAUGUCAUUCGUGGAUUGUAUCACGCCUUGCAGGCAUUGAUGCUUUAUGCCCUGAUGUUGGCUGUCAUGACGUUCCAGGCUGCCUACAUCAUAUGCAUUGUCGCUGGUCUGGGAAUUGGCGAGAUGUUGUUUGGGCGGAUUGGAAGAGGUGUUAAGACUCAUGCAUCUCUCGGGGUUCUCUGCUGA
Serpula lacrymans var. lacrymans S7.9 is the source of this 540-nucleotide messenger RNA. RefSeq lists its product as uncharacterized. Gene Ontology annotation, molecular function: copper ion transmembrane transporter activity. The record is from RefSeq and is a predicted model, not a curated record. The coding region runs from base 1 to 540 and encodes 179 amino acids. The transcript has 3 exons. Gene Ontology annotation, cellular component: plasma membrane. Lineage: Eukaryota; Fungi; Basidiomycota; Agaricomycetes; Boletales; Serpulaceae. Gene Ontology annotation, biological process: intracellular copper ion homeostasis; copper ion transmembrane transport.